Messenger RNA from Nannospalax galili (Upper Galilee mountains blind mole rat), 2890 nucleotides. It is a transcript of the gene Slc35f6, whose product is annotated as solute carrier family 35 member F6. The record is from RefSeq and is a predicted model, not a curated record. NCBI's taxonomy places the organism in Eukaryota, Metazoa, Chordata, Mammalia, Rodentia, Spalacidae. Bases 87 to 1205 code for a protein of 372 amino acids. Gene Ontology annotation, molecular function: transmembrane transporter activity. The transcript has 6 exons. Gene Ontology annotation, cellular component: membrane; intracellular membrane-bounded organelle. Gene Ontology annotation, biological process: transmembrane transport.
CGGAAGCUCUUGAGCUGGAGACACCCCCCUCCCCUGGUGACCCGGGUAGGAGCUGCUGAUUCAACUGGCGUCCCGCGUCCACCACUAUGGCUUGGACCAAGUACCAGCUGUUUCUGGCCGGGCUCAUGCUGGUCACCGGCUCCAUCAACACGCUCUCGGCAAAGUGGGCCGACAACUUCAGGGCUGAGGGCUGUGGAGGGAGCAAGGAACACAGCUUCCACCACCCCUUCCUCCAGGCAGUGGGCAUGUUCCUGGGAGAGUUUUCCUGCCUUGUGGCCUUCUACCUGCUGCGGUGCAGAACGGCAGGGCAGUCAGAUUCCAGUGUGGACCCCCAGCAGCCCUUCAAUGCCCUUCUUUUCCUGCCACCAGCCCUGUGUGACAUGACUGGGACCAGCCUCAUGUAUGUGGCCCUGAACAUGACCAGUGCCUCCAGCUUCCAGAUGUUGCGGGGUGCAGUGAUCAUAUUCACAGGCCUAUUCUCUGUGGCCUUCCUGGGUCGGAGGCUGGUGCCAAGCCAGUGGCUGGGCAUCCUGGCCACCAUUGUAGGACUGGUGGUCGUGGGCCUGGCUGACCUCCUGAGCAAGCAUGACAGUCAGCACAAUCUUAGCGACGUGAUCACAGGGGACCUGCUGAUCAUCAUGGCCCAGAUCAUUGUUGCCAUCCAGAUGGUGCUAGAGGAGAAGUUUAUCUACAAACACAAUGUCCACCCACUCAGAGCAGUGGGUACCGAGGGCCUCUUCGGCUUUGUGAUCCUCUCCCUGCUCCUCGUGCCCAUGUACUACAUUCCAGCUGGCUCCUUCAGUGGAAAUCCUCAAGGGACACUGGAAGAUGCCCUGGAUGCCUUCUGCCAGGUGGGCAGACAGCCCCUGAUUGCCCUGGCGCUGCUGGGCAACAUUAGCAGCAUUGCCUUCUUCAACUUUGCAGGCAUCAGUGUCACCAAGGAACUGAGUGCCACCACUCGCAUGGUGUUGGACAGUUUGCGCACUGUGGUCAUCUGGGCCCUGAGCCUGGCGCUGGGCUGGGAGGCCUUCCACCCACUGCAAAUCCUUGGCUUCAUCAUCCUCCUCUCAGGCACCGCCCUCUACAAUGGGCUGCACCACCCACUGCUAGCCUGCCUGUCCAGGGGCUGCCGCCCCCCUACCCAGGAGGGUGAACAAGAGAGACUGCUGGGUGAUAGCCGGAUUCCCAUCAAUGACUCCAGCUGAGCUUACGAUGGGGCCUCUGCUACCAGAUGCUCCUUUCCUCUGAGGCUGAGACCAUGCAGACUGGUGGGCAAUAAGUGCCCAUUUCCCAAGCCUUGCCCUGACCCUCCCUAGUGGUCCCCCAGGGCAACUGCUGCCAGAGAAGAUGACAGGACAGCCAGGUCCUCUUUUCUUGCUGGGGCCUGUAAUGUUGGAACCUGGCCCCCACAGGCCCAAGUGUAACAACAACCCCCAGCCCUCCUAGGUCUUUCUCCUGCACUGAAGCUAAAUUGUGAACUUGAAUGGCAGGAAUUUACCACCUUAGUAUUUCUGUGUCAUACAUUAACUUGUCAUGAUAUAUUAUCUAGCUUAUGGAUCACAGCUACAAAGAAGUCAGUGAACAGGCUCAAAUCAAAACUAAGAGUUAUGUUGUCUAAACAACAGGGUUCCAGCUCAGACUUGGCUGCAGACUCUGUGUGCACCAGAUCUGUCAGCUCUGGAGCACAGGUGUCCACACCAUGGCCCUUGGUACCUUCUGGCCCCAGCAUUCUGUGGGCCUCUAAUUGUCAUUAGCCUGAGAAAAGAGGAGUGGCACCUUUAAGCCCACCACCCCACCCUGGUGGCUGUUUUGAUAUUGUCUCCUUCACACUGCCUUGGAAAGACUACAUACAGGGGAAAUCCAGGCACCACUUGAAAUUCACGAACUUCCUGUUUUGUUUUUUAAGGCAGGGUCUUGCUAUAUAGCCCUGGCAUUCAACUCCCUGUAUAGCCCAGGCUGGCUUCAAAAUCAAUCCCCUUUCCUCAACCUCCUAGGUGCUGAAAUUAAAGGAAUGUGCCACCAUACCCAACAGCUUCCAUUUUAAGGUGAGGAAACUAAAGCCCAAAGUUGUAGUUUGUUUGGCAAGAGGAGUCUGUCUCUAGCUAUCAGCUCUAUUGGAUGACUUCAGGGUCCUGGUCCAGGCAGCUGCAUGACUUUGUGUUUAGCGGGACCUAGAGAUGGUGUGAUUUACAGUCUCACCCCAGCAGCCUGGCUACAUAGACCCUGCCAGGAUGCUGGACUUGCCCAGAUUCUUCCAUGUGGAGUAAUCUGGCAUUUCCAGCAUUGGGUUACAUGCUUAACCCUCACUCCUUAUUACAUGACAGCUUCAGAGAUGGGUACAGAGGGAGAAGCCCUGACCUUCCCUGAAGGUUAAAUGACAUGCCAGUGUCCAGCCAGCCUGGUUUGUCUGACUUGUAUGUCCCACUACCAUGAGUCUCUGUGGAUCUUCCAGGUAGAUUGCUGUGACUGGGCUAAAUGCUUGGCAUACUGUUGCCCUGAAGGUUCUCCCACCCUGAAUAGAAGAGCUGGCAGCAGGAGCCCCAGAGCACUUAUACUCCUUAAUUCCAGUACUGCUUAUAGGAAUGGCUGAGUGGCAGCUCAGUCAUGAAACUAAACACUAAUACCUUUUAAAAAUAGAUUGUGAAUGAUUCCAGCAGAUUCUCACUGUGUGUCAAGGGAGGGACCUCUCCUUUACUCCAACUCUGAGCCCAGGGACCCAAGCUUCUCUGGACUACAGUGUAUGUCACAGGGAGAAGGAAAUGAGGACUCAGUGCCCAUGUAUUGGGAAUGGUGGGACAGUGUGGCAGCUGUCUUGUCAAAAACAAAACAAAACUGAUGCCCUAGAAUGUUGUUUCAGACUUUAUUUUUAACAAGAAAUGGAAAAUUGUCA